Messenger RNA from Cherax quadricarinatus, 1386 nucleotides. RefSeq names its product glutamate receptor ionotropic, kainate 2-like. NCBI's taxonomy places the organism in Eukaryota, Metazoa, Arthropoda, Malacostraca, Decapoda, Parastacidae. Gene Ontology annotation, molecular function: ligand-gated monoatomic ion channel activity. The record is from RefSeq and is a predicted model, not a curated record. Gene Ontology annotation, cellular component: membrane.
UCUGGUGCGGGAGUGGUAGUGGUGGAGGCAGGACGAACGAUGACCAUGGAGGAGUCAGCCAGGACUCAGCUGCUGCUGCAGAAACACCCAUCACUGAAGUGUAGUGCUCUCCUCAUCUUCCUUGACAGCGGUAGUGUCAACCAGGAGGAGUCUGACGGCUGGAACUCCACCAGUCUUGUGUUCAGGUUCCUGGAGUGGUGUGGGUUGUGGCAAUACCCGGAGCUGCGUGUGGUGAUGGUGGGUCCGAGAUCAGCAGCGAAGACCGUGCUCCUUCAACACUCACUUCGUAAUACGCUACAUGCACUCUACCUCGCAAUCGACGAUGGCAUUCUCCAACAUACUCGACAAGACCUAUCAUCGAAAGCAUGGUUAAAGAAGGCUUCCAGAAGAGGUGAGGAAGCAAAAUUAAGAGUGUACAAACGGUGUUUGUACUGUAAGCGAGGCAAUCCCGGUGUCCAGUUCCUCCAGCAGUCAAAUCUCUCCUACAGCAUCCAGAAAGGAGAGACGUUUCCUGACGUGCUGGCGAACAUGAAUGGCCACAAAGUCCAGGUAGUCGUGAUGCCUUACUUUCCUUUUACUGACUACGAGCGGCGAGGUGAUCCUGGCAUCACCCCGGUCACUCCUCGUGACUCUCUGGAUGUCCGUAUUCUCAACACCCUCGCUGCUCAUUUCAAUUUCACGUACGAAAUGCGAGAGCCUGCUGACAGACAGUGGGGACUGCUCGGGAAAGAAGGUAACUGGACAGGUAUCGUGGGCGAACUACAACACCACCGAGCGGACCACUCAACACUGCUCAUUCCUAACUAUGUCAGAAGUCGAAUCAUUCAGUUCUGUAAGCUCUACUCCCGCGACCCAAUGGUCAUAGUCUCCCUCAAGCCACAACCUCAUCCUCGUCACCUCUCAAUCAUCAGGCCUUUUCCAGGUUUGGUGUGGCAGAUACUACUGUUGAGCUUGGUAUGUUGGAGUGUUGCUUUCUGGGUGAUGCAGAAAGUGUGGACCUGGCUGCUGGGUGGAAGUGGCCUCAAGCUAGGCUCAUCCCUCUACUUCAGCUGGUCAGUCCUCCUGGAAAACGCACGAGACAAUAUGCCCCACAAUCUGAUGGCUCGGGUGUUAGUGGGUUGGUGGCUGGUGGUUUGCCUGGUGGUGUCCUCAGCAUACAGGUCAUCAUUAAUAUCACACCUCACCGUCCAGGAGUACUCCAGGCCAAUCAACUCCUUCCAGGACCUCUUGAAGCGUCCUGGAUGGACCUGGGGCGCCAUGGAGGAUAUGCGCACGAGCAUUUAUCGCAACUUCUUCAUGGAGAGCGGCCCUCUCAUGCGGUAUAUUUACGACAGAUUUGAGUUUGUACAUGGAAGGGGCAUUCUCGAAGACCUCCAACAACAGUAG